Messenger RNA from Pterocles gutturalis (yellow-throated sandgrouse), 900 nucleotides. RefSeq names its product keratin, type II cytoskeletal 4-like. Gene Ontology annotation, molecular function: structural constituent of skin epidermis. Gene Ontology annotation, biological process: keratinization; intermediate filament organization. The transcript is spliced from 9 exons. NCBI's taxonomy places the organism in Eukaryota, Metazoa, Chordata, Aves, Pterocliformes, Pteroclidae. Gene Ontology annotation, cellular component: keratin filament. Bases 1 to 900 code for a protein of 299 amino acids. The record is from RefSeq and is a predicted model, not a curated record.
AUGACCUGCCCCCACGUUGAGGAUCUGAAGGUCCUCAGGUAUGAAGAGGAAAUAAACAAAAGGACGGCUGCGGAGAACGAUUUUGUCCUCCUAAAAAAGGAUGUGGAUGCAGCCUACAUGACCAAGGUGGAGCUCCAGGCAAAAUUAGAUUCCCUGGCAGACGAGAUUAACUUCCUGAGGUGUCUUUACGAAGCGGUGAGUGGUCCAAUGCAGAAGACUGUUUCCGACACCUCUGUGAUUCUCUCCAUGGACAACAACCGGAACCUGGACCUGGACAGCAUCAUCGCUGAGGUCAAAGCCCAGUAUGAGGAGAUCGCCAACCGGAGCCGAGUGGAGGCUGAGUCCUGGUACCAGCACAAGUACGAGGAGCUGCAGGCCACCGCGGGCCAGCACGGGGACAGCCUCAGGGACACAAAGAUCGAGAUCUCUGAGCUCAACCGCACGAUCCAGAGGAUACGGGCUGAGAUCGAGAGCGUGAAGAAACAGCGUGAGACCCUGCAGAGCUCCAUCACUGAGGUGGAGGAACGCGGGGAGCUGGCGCUGAAGGAUGCCAGGGACAAACUGGCCGAGCUGGAGACAGCCCUGCAGAAGGCCAAAGCUGACCUGGCCCGGCAGCUGCGCGAGUACCAGGAGCUGAUGAACGUCAAGCUGGCCCUGGACAUCGAGAUCGCGACCUACCGCAAGCUGCUGGAGGGAGAGGAGUGCAGGAUGUCCGGAGAGUGCCAGAGCGCUGUGAGCAUCUCUGUGGUGGGAGGCAGCAGCAGCUCCGCGGGAGGUGGAUAUGGCGGCGGACUGUGCCUGGGAGGAGGAGGAUUCGGUGCUGGAAGCGGGAGAGGCAGCUGUGGCACAGAAACUGCACAGAAAGGGGAAAUCCAGGUGGAUUCACCAGGUAACGACUGA